Molecule: messenger RNA, 1377 nt
Organism: Ordospora colligata OC4
Lineage: Eukaryota; Fungi; Microsporidia; Ordosporidae
Exons: 1
Coding region: 1-1377 (458 amino acids)
Source: RefSeq, a predicted model, not a curated record
AUGGAGGGAAACGUAGAACAAGAGGUACAGAACAGUAUUGUAGAAAAACAGAAGAAACAGCAACAGAUAGACAAGCUGACACAUGAUAUGAAGCUUAUUGCAUGUGAGAUUCAGUCUGAGAGGUACACUGAGAAGACAUCAUAUAUUCUCCAUGAGUUUGAGAAAGAUGUGAGGUACUUUCACAAUAAGAAACGAUGUGUGCAGAUUCCAAUGCAAUCUAAUGGUGUAAAAGCUGUGAGUGAGUAUGAAAAGAUGAGGAUGUUUGUUGAUUAUGUAACUGAAGCACGAGAGGUGAUGCUAAAAGAUGUUCUAAGGCAAUCGAAGAAGGUUGUUUUUACGCAUGAUUGGGAGAUUGGGUAUCGGGAGCAAAAAAUGAUGGAAGUAGCCAAGAGGCUUGAAAGGCGGCGGAAGAAAGGAAAUGUUGUGCGGAAAUUCAUUGAAGAAGAGAUACAGAACUAUUCUGUAGAUAGAUGUGUUGUUGCUGCUAACAUGGAUUCCAGCAAUCAUAACUAUAAGAUUAAUGAAUUUAUGGAGAAAGUAAAGCACGAGCUUCUGAGACACAGUAUGAAAAGAAUGAAUGAUAUAAGCGACUAUAUGUAUGAUGUAUGCAGCAAGAGCAAUGAGAAUGAUGGAGUGUUAUAUGAAAACGUAAUGAGACCGAUUGUUGUUGAUGAUGAGCCUGCAUUAGUGUUUACCAUGAAAAAAAACAAUGUGGUUCAAGAAUUUAAGCAUGUACAAAGCAAAUCAAGAAUGAUUGAAAUAUUCAAGAAAUACCUUGAUGAGUUUUCGAAAUGCAAUGGAGCACGCUCAGUCAGAACUAAUUUCCAAGUGCAACAACCGGUUGGUGGAGCACAUCCAACACAUCAACAGCUGUUCAAGAAGAUACAUGCGGACUAUACGAAGUGCAAAUGUGCAAAGGAUAUAGUGACGCAGAAGUACAGAAAUUGUGUUAUUGACAGCAACAAGGCACGUACUUCUGCAAAGAGUCAGUGGAAUUCAAAAGAACGAUUUGAACAAGAGUCAUCUGAGGAGUCAUAUAUGAGUGGACCUGGAGGCAAUUGGUUUGAAUAUAACUUUCUUAUUGAGCCUCAGAUGGAGGUACCUGAUAUUGGGAUUGGUCAUGACCUAUUCCAAGCGGAAAUAGAUCAUGUCAGAACACCGUUUGUUGACUCACAGAUAGGAUGUGAGGAAGAUGACAAGAAAGAGCAUGCGACUGAGAAGCUGAAUAUGGAGUCAUCAUUUGACAAGUUUCUUGCUGACAAGGCAACAAGGAAUAAGGUGAAAAGCAUAACUAUAGAUGAAUGCAUGGCAAUAGGUACAAAGAAUAAAGAGAAGAAAGAUUCAGAGCAAACAGCCACAAUGGAUGGCAUGGAAUAA